Messenger RNA from Fundulus heteroclitus (mummichog), 1925 nucleotides. It is a transcript of the gene ackr5, whose product is annotated as G protein-coupled receptor 182. Gene Ontology annotation, biological process: G protein-coupled receptor signaling pathway. The transcript is spliced from 2 exons. The record is from RefSeq and is a predicted model, not a curated record. Gene Ontology annotation, cellular component: membrane. Gene Ontology annotation, molecular function: G protein-coupled receptor activity. Bases 365 to 1444 code for a protein of 359 amino acids. Lineage: Eukaryota; Metazoa; Chordata; Actinopteri; Cyprinodontiformes; Fundulidae.
AUAAUGUGAGGGUUUGUGGUUUAGUUUGUUGCGCUGUACUUCCUCCAAGACAUAAAGUGAAGUGAAAAAAAGUGACUAAUUGGUAAUAUCUUCAGUUUUAGUCAGUUUCCCUGGACUUCAGUCCCACUUCUGAUCACUGAGGAUGUCCUGUCAGCGUUCUGCGCUCAUGGGAAGUGGGAGGGCAGAGACUCCUGUCUGCCUGAUCCCUCAGAUAGUCCACAGCAUCAGAGCUGGAAGGAGACGUCUCCUUUGUGCACGUUCCACUCGGGAGGGCGGAAAAAACAAAAACCUGCAGAAGGAAAACAAGGAGUCCGGCGGAACCGGUCCUGCUUAGAUCCAACAGACCAGCUUCACCGGCAAGACCAUGACCUUCGAUCACAACCACUCGGUGGACUUCCUGAACGGCACGCCGUGGUUCAUCUACGAGUGCACCAUCGACCUGGACGCCAACUACAGGCGCAUCGCCCUCUUCCUCAUCUACCUGUUCAUCUUCGUGGUGGGCCUGCUGGAGAACCUGCUGGUGGUCUGGGUCAACUGGCGCCGCCGCCACUCGGCCAGCGGCGUGCUCUUCUGCAUCAUCAACGUGAGCCUGUCGGACCUGAUGGUCAUCGUGAUCCUGCCCUUCUUCAUGCUGGAGGUGACCCUGGACAAGGUCUGGCUGUGGGGCGGCUUCCUCUGCAAGGUCACCCACCUCAUCUACGUGGUCAACUUCUACAGCAGCUCCUUCUUCCUGGCCUUCAUGACGCUGGAGCGCUACCUGUCGCUGACCAGGCCGUCCCUGCCCACCCUGCUCCCCGUGGCGGGCCGGCGCCGCUGGCUCAUCUGCGGCGGCCUGUGGCUCUUCUCCCUGUUCCUGGCGCUGCUGGAGAACGUGCACGUGGACCUCCUGGAGUGGGACGAGCCGGGCUGCUACAUGCUGCCCGAGUACAGCUUCACCGAGUGGUUCGUGUCCGUGGCCUUCCUCUGCACCAUCUUCCAGUUCCUGGGCCCGGCGGCCGUCAUCAUCACCUGCAACGUGCUGAUAGCCAGAGCGGUGAGGAGCGCGCCGGACGUGGAGGGCCGGCGGGACGUGUGGCUGGUCCACGUCUACUCCCUGGUGUUCGUGGUGUGCUGGCUGCCCUACCACCUGGUCACGCUGCUGAUGAUCAUAGACGACCUGGACCCCUUCACCUUCAGCUGCAACACCGUGGAGGUCCUCUACUUCUCCUUCAUCGUGGUGCAGGGCCUCUCCCUCUUCCACUGCGUCGCCAAUCCUCUCCUCUACAACUUCCUCAGCAAGAGCUUUCGCCGCAACCUGAUCAACACCGUCCUAAGCCACAUCCCCAGGGAGGGAGCGGCCGAGCAGGUGGAAGUGGCGCCGAAGCCCAACGGGGGCAGAGACGAGCCGGCGAAGCAGCGCCGGAUGAGCAACGCCAGCACCAGCCAGUCCGACGUUGGAUCAUAAGAAAGCAGCCGAGAUCCUGGUCAGGAAUGAGACUUUUUUUUGAUUAUUUUGUUUUUCUUCCCGCAGCAACAUCUGGAAAGAGUCUAAUUCAGCCGCACGCUUCAGACUAGCAGAGGCAUCUAAUGGGCACAACUUCCUCUCACAUCCCACUUCCUGCUUUUCUUCCCCUGCAUGAAUGUCAUCAGGUUUAAGUGGAGCAGGGCAGGCGAUAUUUGUUUCUUCUGCAAAGCGGCUCAGCUCCCACAGGACCUUUAGGCUAACGACUGUAAUCUGCCAACAAAGGGAAGAAUAGUGUCGCGCCAGGAAUGCGCGUAAACAACUCAUCCGCAGUCAGGCGCCUGCAGCUCUCGUGUAUUUCUGAACUGGUUGCAAACGUAUGUUUCAGAUCAAAUCAUAACAUACAUCACUAAGUGCUUAUUUAACACCUCUGAUGUUGUAAUGGUCUCUGUAAAUGGAAUAAAAACAAACUUUAAACAUUUCA